UCCUAGAGAAUCCGGGCUGCUGUGACCUCACAAAGAAUAAAUUAUGGAAAGUGUUCCACCAAACUCCUCAUUUUAAACUUCACAAUGGGCGUAAUUCAUGAACGGCUUCGUUUUUAUUCCAAAGAUAACCCCGAGCUUCUCUCUUCAGCUUUGCACCAGAUCCUUCCCCUGAUUUAGGAGCACAUCUGUAAAAUCCCACCAAUAUUAUGGGAAAGAAUCCCUGAUUUGGUAAACGAGGCACGGCCACAAUUCCCUGUGUUAGGUUUUGCUUCCAUAAGGAAAAUCACUCCAAGGUUCCCUGCGCACUCCAGUUUUUAGCCAAGAUAAGCUAAAAAAACCUCAUUAAUUCUCGCUGCAUUUUCACCUCUUAAUGAAACCAGGAGGAGAAAAGCAGGAAAUUCCGAGAUGAAAAGACCUGGCUGCUUGCCACCUGCAUUUUUGGGGUUAUUGCCCAACGCGGCUUUAGAUAAUCAUAAACAGCGAGCAAAACAAUUCCUGCGGCUCCAGCAGCGAUCCCUGCACCGGGCUCGGCUCCCGAGUCAUUAAAACGCUUUAGCAAAGGGUGGCUCAGCCGCCCCCGGCCAUCGGGGCAGGGUAUAAAACCCCUCUCCACCCUGGCAGCUCCUCACUGCCUCUCCCGACUCCUCCUCUCCGCCUCUCUGAGCUUCCCCAGCACCGCCGGGCGAUGGCUUCCACCCAGCUGUCCUGUGCCACCCCCUGCGAGCCCAAGUGUCCCCAACCGCUGGCCAGCAGCACCAACGAGCCCUGCGUGGUGACCUGCGGCGACUCGCGGGUGAUCAUUUACCCCCCGCCCGUGGUGGUCACCUUCCCGGGGCCCAUCCUCACCACGUACCCUCAGCAAACCGUCGUGGGAGCCUCGGAGCCCUCGGAGGUGGCCCUGGGCGAGCCCCCGGCCGCGCCCGCCUUGCCCGCCGAGGUCACGGCUGGCGACAAAGUGGCAGCGCCGGUGCUGGCCCGUCCCGAGCCGCGCUGCGCCCCCAAAUAUUCCUACAGCUACUCCUCGCAAUGGACUCAUCCCUGCAAUUCCUACCGCUCCGGGAAGCGCUGGACGUGCUGAGCGCGGGGAACGGGCAGCGAGGGAAAUCCCGGGUGGAAUCCCGGCUGGAAUCCCGGCUGUCCUUGGCGGUGCAGCUGCGGCGGCGGCCCCGGGGCUGCUCCGGCUCCUCCCAGGAGCUCAGCCCCGGCACAGGCGGGCUCGUGUUGCAAUUCCUCGGUUUUUCCCCUUAGUUUAGAGCUGUUCUCUCGCAGCUUUGCAGCGCAGUCGCCUGCUUCCGCCGUGCUUUGGCUUAUCCCCAAAGUGCUUUUUUACUGGCACUGAGCUUGGAGAGGUGACUUGAAAUGCUCGGAAUUGCACGCGGCAACGCUGCCAAAAAGGGAAAUUCCCCGUUUUUACAGGCGGCAUCACUUGGAUGGUGGUGAUUUGCCAGAGCCUCGCUGAACCCCCGGAACGAUGCUCUUUGUUUCCUGUACAGUUUUGUUCCACAAUUGUAGGAAAGCUUCUCUUUCCAAAUAAAUUUUCU
Molecule: messenger RNA, 1541 nt
Organism: Passer domesticus (house sparrow)
Lineage: Eukaryota; Metazoa; Chordata; Aves; Passeriformes; Passeridae
Product: feather keratin 4-like
Exons: 2
Coding region: 686-1078 (130 amino acids)
Cellular component (GO): intermediate filament
Molecular function (GO): structural constituent of cytoskeleton
Source: RefSeq, a predicted model, not a curated record